This is a messenger RNA of Paraglomus occultum, 247 nucleotides long. The record is from the annotation of a GenBank genome assembly. NCBI's taxonomy places the organism in Eukaryota, Fungi, Glomeromycota, Glomeromycetes, Paraglomerales, Paraglomeraceae.
AUGUCAUCAAACAUUGGGGGGUUAGAUAUCGAAGAUAUGUCGAUCGAAAACAAUGAAACAAUUGUACAAUCACUUCUCAACUCAAAUGGAUGUGACAGAUUUGACAGCAAACGACUAUAUUCAAGCUUGGAAGCAACUCAAGUAAUUAAUGACAAUGAAAUUCUUGAUGUACUUCAGGAUACAAUUGAAAAUGAAGAAGCGGAAGGAGACAAAUGUCCACCGGUUUCACGUAAAAUUGCUUUAGAAA